Messenger RNA from Pistacia vera, 1478 nucleotides. RefSeq names its product probable cinnamyl alcohol dehydrogenase 9. The transcript has 5 exons. Gene Ontology annotation, biological process: lignin biosynthetic process. Bases 104 to 1180 code for a protein of 358 amino acids. The record is from RefSeq and is a predicted model, not a curated record. Gene Ontology annotation, molecular function: zinc ion binding; cinnamyl-alcohol dehydrogenase activity. Lineage: Eukaryota; Viridiplantae; Streptophyta; Magnoliopsida; Sapindales; Anacardiaceae.
CCUCGUUUACUUAUAUAGACACUCUAGUUUCUUCUUCUGUACACGCCACACAUCACAUUUCCAUUCUACCCAACAAGAGAUCGCGAAGGAGAGAAGAGAAAGAAUGGCGAAAUCUCCAGAAGAAGAGCACCCACACAAGGCUCUUGGUUGGGCUGCCAGAGAUAGCUCUGGAGUCCUUUCUCCUUUCCCUUUCUCCAGAAGAGAAAACAGCGAUGAUGAUGUCACUAUCAAAAUCCUUUACUGUGGAGUUUGUCAUUCUGACUUGCAUUCUUGCAAGAAUGAAUGGGGUGUUUCUCGUUACCCUCUCGUUCCUGGGCAUGAAAUUGUUGGUGUUGUGACAAAAGUUGGGAAAGCCGUGAUGAAAUUCAAAGUGGACGACAAGGUUGGUGUCGGUGUCAUGAUUAGCUCUUGCAAGAAAUGCGACUGCUGCAAGCAGGAUUUAGAGAAUUACUGCCCUCAGAUGAUGUUAACCUAUAACUCCAUUAAUCAUGACGGAACGAAAAAUUAUGGAGGUUAUUCUGAUAUGAUCGUUGUUGAUCAGCACUAUGUGCUCCACUUUCCUGACAACAUGCCCCUUGAUGCGGGUGCUCCACUGUUGUGUGCGGGGAUAACAGUAUACAGCCCAAUGAUGUAUUAUGGAAUGACUGAGGCUGGGAAGCAUUUGGGUGUAGCAGGCCUUGGUGGACUUGGGCAUGUUGCUGUGAAAAUUGGUAAGGCCAUGGGGUUGAAAGUCACCGUCAUCAGUACCUCCCCAAAGAAAGAGAGCGAAGCAAUCAAUAGUCUUGGAGCCGAUUCAUUCCUUGUUAGCACUGAUCCUGCAAAACUUAAGGCAGCCACGGGCACCAUGGAUUUCAUCAUUGACACCGUUUCUGCAGUUCAUCCCCUGCUUCCGCUACUCAGUCUUUUGAAGUUGAACGGAAAACUGAUCACCGUGGGCUUGCCUGAGAAACCUCUCGAGCUGCCUAUUUUUCCUUUAGUCUUGGGGCGGAGGCUUGUUGGGGGAAGUGACAUAGGAGGGAUCAAGGAGACGCAGGAAAUGCUUGACUUUUGCGCCAAGCACAAUAUUACUGCAGAUAUUGAGCUGAUCAAGAUGGACCAAAUCAACACAGCCAUGGAGAGGCUGGCGAAAUCUGAUGUCAGGUAUCGAUUUGUGAUCGAUGUCGGGAACUCCAAGUUGUAGGUUGGUUACAAUGCAUAGCCUGCUACGCUCUUUUAUCCCGUGGCCUAGAUAUAUAUUAGAAUGAGUUCAGUUUUAUGAUUUGCUAUAUGUUAUGGAAGUGGAUGAACAGAAAAGAUAAUUUUUGUCUUGGACUUUUAUUGGCCCUUCUGUUUGGUACUUGAGAGUACAAUUGUUGUUACCUUGUUGCCUUUAUGUUCUAUGGCAUCUUGUUCUUCGGUAUUAUGCUUUUUUUUCAAAGUCGCUAUAGACUUCUCUUGGAUCUUAAACUUGAAUCUGCUACAAGGGUUGUAUUCAAUCC